AUGGCUCAGUCUACGGCGAGGACCGGUCGGGUGGUUGGCGACUACUUGGUGGGUCGACAAAUCGGUUCCGGUUCGUUCUCGGUGGUUUGGGAGGCGAGGCACCGCGUUCAAGGCACCGUGGUCGCUAUCAAGGAGAUCGCUAUGGGGCGGCUUAAUCAGAAGUUGCAGGAUAGUCUCAUGUCUGAGAUUUUCAUCCUUAGGAGGAUCAAUCAUCCCAACAUCAUCCGUUUGCUCGACAUGAUCGAGUCUCCAGGGAAGAUAGAUUUGGUGUUGGAGUAUUGCAAAGGAGGUGAUCUCUCUGUGUAUAUUCAGAGUCAUGGAAGUGUCCCUGAAGCUACUGCUAAGCAUUUCAUGCUGCAGUUAGCGGCCGGUUUACAAGUUCUUCGUGACAACAAUAUUAUUCACCGCGAUUUAAAGCCUCAGAAUCUUCUUCUAUCCACAGAUGACAAUGAUGCAGAUCUGAAGAUUGCUGAUUUUGGAUUUGCAAGAUCGUUGCAACCUAGGGGACUUGCAGAAACAUUAUGCGGUUCACCAUUGUAUAUGGCCCCAGAGAUUAUGCAGCUUCAGAAGUAUGAUGCAAAGGCAGAUCUCUGGAGUGUUGGUGCUAUCUUAUUUCAACUUGUUACAGGCAGAACCCCUUUCACAGGAAACAGCCAAAUUCAGUUGCUCCAAAACAUUUUAAGAUCAACUGGAUUAAAUUUUCCAGCGGGCUGUAGAGAUUUAAGUUUGGACUGUAUAGAUCUGUGUCAGAAGCUACUGCGCCGUAAUCCAGUGGAACGUUUGACAUUUGAAGAGUUCUUUAAUCACCCUUUUCUUUCGGACAAGCAGUCAUAUGAUUUCUCAAGGAGUAGAUUAGAUUCGGGAACAAUGGAUGGUAUUUUUUCUUCUGGAAGCAGUCCGUCGAGAAACAUGGAAGAAAGUUCUCAAGAAGACUGUUUGCCGUUCCUCUUAGACGAUGAUUCCAGUGGACCUGAGGGUAACCUUUCGAUGAAGUCGUCCUCUGGAUUUAACAUUGAUGCCAGAGUUGAGAGAAGAGAGACGGAAUCUAGUCCUUUGCAAUGUACAGAACUUACUUCCAGAUAUAGUAGAAUCAACCAGGGAGCGGAAACCAAUAGAUUUAGCUAUGAAACUCAGAUGAAUUCUGAUAGGAGAAACCAUGGCGAACCUACAAGACUGACUGAUUCCAGAUCUAUCCCUAAGGGAAGAGUAGAUGAUUCUCAAGACUCAAUGGAUCAAGACUUUGUUCUUGUAUCUGGACCACCAGUGGAUAUGCCAUCAUCUUCAUCGAGUUCUUCGAAGGCUUAUAAUUUCCCAUUCAAGUCUCAGUCUCCUCCUGUAAAGUUGUACAAUAGAAGCAUAAGUUCAACAGCUCCCAUGCCAAUAAUUGGUGCUACUGGCAACAACAUUGGCCGCUUUGGAAGUUUGGACAGUCAGAAUUCUGCUCCGAGCACUUCUCAUGGGUCUCUGGAUCUUGUGGAUGCUUUUGAACAGCCAUCGAAUCACAGCCUGGCAAGAAUCAGGUCUCUGAAGAAAUGUGCAGCAACAAUUGCUGAAUUAGUUCAUGAAAGGAUAAAAUCUGACAAGCAGCUAGAAGCUUUCUCGAUCCAAUUGGCGAUUCUGGCAAUUUGGAAACAGGCAAUGCACAUAUGCCAUACUCAGGCAAUUUCAGACUUGGAAGGAAGUCCAAGCCAAGACAUUAACAAACUAAGAGGAAGUAGCAGCCUAAAACACGAUACUCAAUAUUCUGAUCUCAGCCAUGAUGGAUCGGAGGAGAUAUCCUCUCAGAUUCAAAGGCAAUUUAUCCAGGAGAUUGAGCUGGCUGAAGAACUUGCUAAUAGUAUCAAUCCUGGAAAUACACAAUUGCCGGAUGCAAUGGAGACGAUAUUUCAAGCAGCCCUUGAUCUUGGAAAACUUGGGGGAGUUCUUGAGGUAAUGGGAGAGAUAGAGAACGCUGGAAACCAAUACUCUAAGGCGGUGCGUUUGCUGGUAUUCCUUCUAGUAGAAGCACCAAUGCUGAUUCUGAAUCCGCCAUUGUCCCUCACAAACUCAGUCAGGUAUCGUCUCCGAUCAUAUAUCGACAUCCUCAGCAGAAGAUUGAAACAUCUGCAAUCACCAAGAAGAAGUUCAGGUGCUCAGAUGCAAGGAUCAUCAGUAGCCAUGAUGAACAAACAACCAUAA
Molecule: messenger RNA, 2178 nt
Organism: Microthlaspi erraticum
Lineage: Eukaryota; Viridiplantae; Streptophyta; Magnoliopsida; Brassicales; Brassicaceae
Source: the annotation of a GenBank genome assembly